Messenger RNA from Acipenser ruthenus (sterlet), 1500 nucleotides. Its product is annotated as sushi domain-containing protein 3-like. The record is from RefSeq and is a predicted model, not a curated record. The transcript has 6 exons. Bases 58 to 915 code for a protein of 285 amino acids. Gene Ontology annotation, cellular component: plasma membrane. NCBI's taxonomy places the organism in Eukaryota, Metazoa, Chordata, Actinopteri, Acipenseriformes, Acipenseridae.
UACUGCUAGAGCGCCCUGUGAAAAUGUAUUGCAUGAGCAUCAUUAUUUUGCUCUUGAAUGAUCCUGCCUUCAGUGAAAUGUCUGCUUCCAAGAUGCUUAUUUCUGCCAGGUCUUGGUAUUGCAGAACUGGAUAUGUCUACAGCAACUGCUUCUGUGUUUGAUAUUUCAAGGACAAUGUUGGCUCCCGAAGAUGGGAAUCGUGCCCACGUUCACACAGGACAGUGCAGUCCAGUGACUUCCCCAUCACUGGGCAGCAUGCAGAUAACAGAGGGCAACGGCACCAGCAUUGGCACAGUCAUCUCCUUCCAGUGUUCCUCCAGGCACAGGCUGCUGGGAGACGGGUUCAUUUCGUGUGUCUGGAAAAGCAACAGCACGCAGUGGACAGGGAGCACGCCAACCUGCAAACCUAUUUUGAUAUUUGAGGAUUUUGGAUUCAAAGUGGCAGUGAUUGCUUCCAUUGUUAGCUGUGCUAUAAUUCUCCUGAUGUCUAUGGCAUUUCUAACCUGCUGUUUCAUCAAGUGCAUUAAGAAGGGAGACAGAAAGAGGACUGAAAGGGAGGUGCAGCUGUGGUAUCAGACAGACUGUGACGAGCUGGAGGAUACUUACUAUGGGCAUAAAGGACGAAACAACAACAACAGCAAUAGGACAGGAGACCAGAGGAACACGGGGUAUGACAACCGGGGCUACUGCAGGUGCCACGAGCACUCCAAGAACAUCUCCAUCCCAGCAUGCUGCAGUGAACAUCGCCUGUCCGUCGUUUUUAAGCCACAGAAGAAUAAAAUCCCAAGCAAGUACAGGUUACCGGAAUGCAGUGUUUCAGCUGUCAGUGGGACUCGCAUGGCCGAAGUUUAUGAACACAGCCGAGAGCCACAGGGCAGGCUACAGGAGCACCUCUUGCAUGGCUUUUUUGUAUAAGACGGGACACAAAUCGGACCUCCAUGUGCCUUAAUAACAAUUUCUUUUUUUUUUUUGCUGGACUUAAUGAAUCUGAGAUUUACUAAGAAGAGAUGUUUGCACUUCUGCUCUGCAGAGACCGCCGUUAGCCAAUAGGUUGAGCUUUUUUGAAACAUUUGAAAGUUUCUUAUGAGAACACAAUCGAUCAAUGCACAGUCAAUGACUUUUUUGUGAACUAGAUUGUCUUCUCGGUUAUAGGUGGAACAUAAAUGUCUUCAUGUGCUGUCGUUGGAAUGAAGUUGAAAAAAAACAUUUUUGGAAAAACAGCCAUAUUGAGGCACUGUAUUAAAACUGGUUGUUUCUCUUAACAUGCUCAAAUCUAUUCCCUUGAAAACUGCGACUAAAAGGUCAUUAAAAGAGCCAUGAGUGGAGUUGACUUGUAAAGUAAUUAGUAUGGGCUUCUACCUGUUUUUACAAAACUGCAGUCAAGGUAAAAAGUAUCCAACCUAUGCCUUUCAGGACUCUGGACUGGUUUACACUGGGAAAGUGAAAAUGUUUUCAGCUGUUGAUUGUAAUAUUUACAUCAAUAAAUGUGCGAUGCUCGUC